This is a messenger RNA of Closterium sp. Yama58-4, 339 nucleotides long. The record is from the annotation of a GenBank genome assembly. NCBI's taxonomy places the organism in Eukaryota, Viridiplantae, Streptophyta, Zygnematophyceae, Desmidiales, Closteriaceae.
CUUUGUGUGCAAGAGUCGCUUCAAGGAGCAGGAGCAAUGACGUCCGGCCGAGCAGGAGCAAUGAGGUCCGGCCGGACUUGGUGGAGGCCCGGCAGAACAGGUGGAGGCCUGGCUGGAGCUGAUGGAGGUCAGGCAGACCCAGCGGAGGUCCGGCCAGACCCAGUGGAUGUCAGGCAGACCCGGUGGAGCUAUGUGUGCAACUACGGGGGACAGCAUGGCACGGCAGCCACACGAGCUCCGGCACGAGGUGGGUCGGGUGUGAUGACGUGGCAUGGCUUGUGGGGCGGGUUGGGCGUGAUGACGUGGCGUGCCAUGAGGGUGGGCUGGAUCAGCGCGUGA